GCGCUCACGGCGCGCAACAACGCGAGAGCAUGUGUGGCCAGUAGAGCUCACUCAGACUGUGCACUGCAGUACAUGCGACUUAUCAACCGCCGCUGUGUUUUCAACCCGUGCCAGCGUCACAGAACGAGAAACCUUCACACACUGGUGUACAGCUUGGAGAGGAUUUCUCAGAUCUAGGGGACCUUGGCUCUGCAAUCAUCCUCAAGCGUUCAAGCUAUUCCUGAGAAGCUCGCCCAACGUUUACUCGUGUCUGGCCUCUCUGUCGGUCAGUCUCCCUUUUCUCUUCUUCUGUUUCUCCGACAUUGGGUUUCUCUGUGUCUUUUUAGUCGGCUGAUCCAGGAUGAAUGUAACUAUCCCUUUUUGCUACUUGUUUAUAUCGAGUUGGUUCCGUGUUUGUGGGUCUGUAGUGCCGUAAAGCAAUUCGGUGCUUCGCGAGACCCACAAGAGUGGGCGGCGGGUUACCGGCAGAAACUUGCAUCCCUUUUCCGCCAAGAUGCGCCAGGGGGAGUCGAAACAGCGAUCAAUCGACCCAUAAAGUCUUAAAGAACCAUCACAAUUACUCUCAACCUCUCAUAUUAAGGUAAAUUAAGCCAAAUAAAAUAAGACAAAAAGUUGCAUAGUUCCCCUUUAAAUAGCUUUUACUGUUAUUCAGGGCUAAAAAGUGCAUUGACAUUUUAAAAUGCAAGGCAACUACUAUGGUUUGUUGAAAAAUAAUAAUCAUCAUUAGGGCUGGGUAAAAAAAUCAAUUUAAUUGAUUUUGGAUCGAUUUCAUUAAAAUUUUGCAAUAUCGAUUCAUAGGGCAUGAGAUCGAUUAUCAUUAUUAUUUUUUAGUUUUGUUACCAUUAUUAUUAUUUUUGCACUUUAAUAAACAAUGCCUUCAUGCAAUUUGCAGUGAUGGAAUGUUUUACUUCAAGAACACUUUCACUUGCAAUUCCUUUCUAAUUUCAAAAUUACACUUUUGAGACUUGAGACAGUUUUGUUGACAGCUUUGUGCGCAUGUGCGUGCUUGCGCGUGUGUUCUUACCUGCGCUUGUGCUGAUGGCGGAGCCGUUAAAAGGUGUGUGUGUGUGUGUGUGUGUGUGUGUGUGUGUGUGUGUGUGUGUGUGUGUGUGUGUGUGUGUGUGUGUGUGUGUGUGUGUGUGUGUGUGUGUGUGUGUGUUUCCAUCUAUGUUCGUGCCCAUGUGCUUGCUUGCGGUGUGUAUGCAUUCACGCUUGGCACACGCACACUUGAGUCACUGGUGCGACAGCCCUGCUAUUAUAGUCCUAAGAUUGUUGGUGUCUGUCUAGGCAUCUUUCUCAAGGAUCUCGACGGGUAACGUGUUGACUUUGGGGUCCGAACCCAGAACCUUUUCUAUCCUGAUCCUAUCCCGCUCCAAUCAAAUAUUGUAGGGAUUAAGACUUAGGGUGGGAAAUACUGCCAAUCAGUUUUUUUUAUGUGUACAUAAAAUAUAUAUAUUUAUGCAUAAAUUAUAAAUCUAUAGAUGUCUAUUUGUACAUCGACAUACACACAGAGCUUUGGCUGACGUAAAUAUAUAUAUUUUAUGGCUCUUGAUCCUGUGGAUCUUCAACAGACCAGAAGCAGCAUGUGUUGCCUCACCGCGCGGCUCCUAGCAGCAGUGCAGCCCCUGGGCGCAGCAGCAGCAGCUGCAGUAAUGCAACAAUGCAUGACAGCGGAGCCACCAUGCGCUUUAUGCAGCACAGUGCCGACUCCCCAGCCAGCAUGACUAGCAUGUGCUCCUGAAUAAACUGUGUGUGUGUGUGUGUGACAAUAUGGCACAUAAACACACAUCAUCGCUCUGUCUUUCUUACACACACACUCGCACACAACGCUGGUGCAGGGUAGUGUGUUUGUGUGUGUGUAUUGCCCGUCUAACAUGGGCUUGGGUGGAAGAUGCAGCACUACAUUUAUUCGCUAAGGAUUAGGGUAGACUCCUAUCAAUAAUGCAGAGCUCACAGGGUUGCUGUGAACUCAUGCUUUUCAUGUUUCAUGAGCUUCUUCCACCACUCUUGACCCUCUCUCUCUAUACGCCAUGGUGUAAGGCUACAGGAACGUUGGCCUUUGGUACAAUGAACUGACAGAUGACAGACUCUGGUGGAGCGUGACAACGAUAUAGGGUCUAUAGGCGCUAUUGUUUGUUUUUAUGCUAGGGAUUAACCGGUACUAUAUUGUGUAUCGGUGUCUGUUUCCAUAUCAACCAUAACCACAGGUUUAGGAUAUCACAAAACAAUAGAUGGUGUAAUCGAUGCGUAGACAAGUCUCCGGAGUCCUCAUUCACUAUGCUGACCGCUUGAAACCAUUAAGAGAGAUAGUCAAUUAGUAGCAGUUUGGUAAUAGCUUGAGACCAAGAAUGGCAAAGAUCAAUGUUUUGACAUCAAAAACAAAAUAAUCACAUGACGAAAGGUUUCAGUAUCUGUAUUGCAUGAUCGAAAUGGAAAUUUAUUUUGUGCCAUCCCUAAUUUUCCAAUUGGUUUUGCAUUCUAUCGAUUGCUAUAGUUGUAUAGUCCAUAUGAUUGAAUCCAAAUAAGAUGUUAAAUUAGCUUCUAUACUGACCCCAGCCAGUUUGCGCUAAGCAAGGAUUUGAAGAGGCCCAAUAGCUGCAUACUGUCUCUCUUCCUCUCCUAUUGCUCCACCACUCCUCUCCUUCCUCUUGCUCCACCCCUCUUCCUUGGGUGGAUGACAACCCCCUCCUCUACAUGUUGAAUCCUAGCAUACUGUCCUCGUGAUGUGUCUAUAUUUAGACGAGAAAAGAGAUUGAGCAAAAUAGAAGAGGAGUGAAGAGAAAAGAAGGAGGCUGGUCAAUGGCUGUGUUCUGGCAGCUAUCGGUGGUCACCAAGUUUUUGGUGGUGUAAAGUAGCGUUGGCUGUAGACACUUUUGGAAAUACAGCUAGGGAAACACAGAAAUCAGUGCAGACUCAGUAUGUUUUGAGAGAGAAGGCUGUGGACCUAAAGAGAACUCUCUGAUAAGGCGACACUUCCCCUUCCAGCAAGCAGAAAAUCAUCUAACGACCAGCUCCUUCUCUCCGUAAGAAUCACAGAAAACGGGAAUCCAACUCGGUGGAGCAGCAGCCAGGCCAGGCCAGGCCAAACCCUUCACCAUGGAUGUGGACGAGGAAGAGAACAUGAGUUCGAGCAGCACCGAGGUUAAGGAAAACCGUAACCAUGACAACGUGUCCUCCAAAGAGGGCGGGGCCGGGGCCGAGCCGCUCUCCAACGGCAGCGGCGGGGGGGGCGGCGGCGGCGGCGGUGGCAGCCGCAAGCGCCCGCUGGAAGAGGGCAGCAACGGACACUCGCACUCCAAGUUCCGUGCCAAGAAGCGCAAGAAAACGCCGGGGCCCGUGCUUCCCAAGAACGCCCUGAUGCAGCUGAACGAGAUCAAGCCCGGCCUGCAGUACAAGCUGCUGUCCCAGACCGGCCCCGUGCACGCGCCCGUGUUCGUCAUGACGGUGGAGGUCAACGGACAGCUCUUCGAGGGCAUGGGCCCCACCAAGAAGAAGGCCAAGCUCAACGCGGCGGAGAAGGCGCUGCGCUCCUUCGUGCAGUUCCCCAAUGCCUCGGAGGCCCACCUGGCCAUGGGCCGCACGCUGACCGUCAACACAGACUUCACCUCGGACCAGGCGGACUUCCCCGACAUGCUGUUCAACGGCUUCGAGACGCCGGCGCCACCCGACGACGCCUUCUACCUGGGCUCCAACGGGAGCGGGCCCCUGAACUCGCUGGGGGAGUACCCCCUGCCCGUGCCCCCCGGCAGCGGCCUUGCCCAGGCGCCCCUGCCCCCGCCGUCGGUCUUCAGCUCGCCCACCAGCGGGAAGAACCCGGUGAUGAUCCUGAACGAGCUGCGGCCGGGACUCAAGUACGACUUUGUGUCGGAGAGCGGCGAGAGCCACGCCAAGAACUUUGUGAUGUCGGUGACGGUGGACGCGCAGACGUUCGAGGGCUCAGGGCGCAACAAAAAGCUGGCCAAGGCGCGGGCGGCGCAGGCCGUGCUGUCGGCGCUCUUCAACAUGCAGCUGGACCAGACGCCGUCCCGCCAGCCCAUCCCGCGCGAGGGGCUGCAGCUGCACCUCCCCCAGGUGCUCGCAGACGCCGUCUCCCGUCUGGUGGUGGAUAAGUUCAGUGAGCUGACAGAAAACUUCACCUCCCCUCACGCACGGCGGAAAGUCCUUGCGGGGGUCGUCAUGACAACAGGCACCGACGUGAAGGAGGCGCAGGUGAUCUGCGUUUCCACGGGAACCAAGUGCAUCAACGGCGAGUACAUGAGCGACCGCGGCCUGGCGCUCAACGACUGUCACGCUGAGAUCAUCGCCCGCCGCUCGCUAAUCAGAUACCUCUACGCCCAACUGGAGCACUUCCUGGGGAACAACAGGGAGGAGCACCAGAAGUCGAUAUUCCUGCGCUGUGACAAGCGGGGCUACCGUCUGAAGGACAACGUCCAGUUCCACCUGUACAUCAGCACCUCUCCCUGCGGAGACGCACGCAUAUUCUCCCCCCACGAGGCGGCAAUGGAAGACCAGGGCGACCGGCACCCCAACAGGAAGGCGCGGGGCCAGCUGAGGACCAAGAUAGAGUCUGGGGAGGGGACCAUCCCCGUGAGGUCCAGCAACACCAUCCAGACCUGGGACGGGGUGCUGCAGGGGGAGCGCCUGCUCACCAUGUCCUGCAGUGACAAGAUCGCACGGUGGAACGUGGUGGGGGUGCAGGGCUCCCUCAUGAGCUACUUCUCGGAGCCCAUCUACUUCUCCAGCAUCAUCCUGGGCAGCCUGUACCACGCCGACCACCUGUCCCGGGCCAUGUACCAGCGCAUCUCGGAGAUCGAGGAGCUGCCCACCCAGUUCAGCCUCAACAGACCCCUGCUCAGCGGCAUCAGCAAUGCGGAGGCGCGCCAGCCGGGCAAGGCCCCCAACUUCAGCGUGAACUGGGCGGUGGGCGACCAGGCCCUGGAGGUCAUCAACGCCACCACGGGGAAGGACGACGUGGGCCGCGCCUCCCGCCUCUGCAAACACGCCCUCUACAGCCGCUGGGUGCGCCUGCAUACCAAGCUGUCCUCCACGUUGAGGAUCAAGGUGUCCAAGCCGGGCUCGUACCACGAGGCCAAGCAGGCUGCGUCUGAGUACCACGACGCCAAGCAGGCUCUGAUCAAGGCCUUCCACAAGGCUGGCCUGGGGGCCUGGGUAAAGAAGCCCAUCGAACAGGACCAGUUCACCCUUACCUCCUGAGUCCCCUGGGCGUUGGGGAGCAGGGGGACCAGGGGAGAGGAUCUGAACCCCGCCCCUUCUGGAACUCACAAACUUGUCCUUCACACACACACACAAACACACAUGAAUACACGCUCAACCCACCACCACAAAACCACACCUCUUACCCAGGCAUGAAUGCGACCCCCCCCACCCCCUUCCCAUCGACCUGACCUGUGUGUGUGUGUGUGUGUGUGUGUGUGUGUGUGUGUGUGUGUGUGUGUGUGUGUGUGUGUGUGUGUGUGUGUGUGUGUGUGUGUGUGUGUGUGUGUGUGUUUUUGUGUGUGUGGGGAGAUGGGGUGCGUGUGUGUGGAUGUGGACUUCAUACACAUUGUAAAUAUGUGUGUGUAUGCGUGUUUUCAACAACGAUACCCCCUCCCCCAACCUCAUCUCGUUCUCAUUCCUCAUAGAACAUCCUCAAACGUCAUGCUGUUUUUUUUUAUCAUUGUUGUUUUGUUGUUUUAAAGAUUAUAGCUAUAAAUCGACUUAAAACUGGAAUUUAAAAAAUAUUGAGAUUUUUUUAUGACGUUUUUAUGAGAUAUUUCCUUAUUGCAUUCAUCACUCCUUGUUUUUUUAGUUUUUUUAAGUAAAGACAUUAUGUCUAUUGAGUGCGAAAUGUAGUUUUUACCUAGACAAAAACAGGCAGAUUUAUUAAGUACCUUUUAUUUUUUCAUUUUACUUUUAAUUUAAAAAUGAUGCGUACUUCUGAAGGAUGUAAAUCUAGUAGAAAAGGUUAAAUACUAUAAAACGUGUUUUAGUUGUGUUUUUUUCUUAGAGCCUUUAUUAAAAAGAAAGACCUGAUCCUAAGAGUUGUGGCCCUCAAUUAUUUUAAUUAUUAUAUUCCUAUUAGAAUUGGUAUGAAUUAUAUUUUGUAUUAAUUACUAUGAAUUAUAGUUUAUAUUAAUUACUAUAAAUUAUUAUUUGUAUGAAUAACUAAGAAUUAUAUAUUUUUAGCAAUGAAUUGAUGAUAAUGAAUUAUUUUUAAUAAUUUCUAUCAAUGAUUCAUUCAUUCCUCACCAUUUGAUUCCCAAUAUUCCCCUCAUUCUUGUAUAUGUGUCUUUUAAACGUCUUUUAGGCCAUUGUCAUUUCAUUUUUAUGAAAACAUGAACCAUGGUGAGAUACUGGUGAGAGGCUGAUGACACCCCUCCCUUCCUAACAACCCCCUACUGCCCCCCUCUCCCAGUUGUGGCCUAUGGUUGGGGUGGGGUCAGUGGGCUGUAGGGGGGUGGUGUGUGUGUGGAGGGGCUGCACUCCAGGGCUUUGCAUGGGAACUGAACUUGGAGAAAAGUCUUGAGAUGGAACGUUGUAAAUGAAUGCCAGCAUCUUGCUACUCCACAGGCAGCUUUGAAACUUUCUCUCUCUCUCCUUGCUCCCUUUUCUAGAUGUUUCUGUGUGCAUUUGAGUUUGAAUGAUUUUGUUUGAUUUCGGGGGAGUUUUGGUUAUUAAACUGGGUUGUGUUUGAGUAGAUGAGGAUUAGGUGAAAAGGUGGUUCUCUAAUUUGGAACAAAUGGGAACAGCGCUGCAGCUAGGGUUGUUACAGCAGACACCAGGAACCCUGGAUCCCUUGAGGAAUCCGCAGUGUGUCCACCACGCCACCUUUUCACUCAGACCAGGAGAUGGAGAUGGCUAGGCCUCCAACUCCCUCUAUAGCAGGGGUUCUUAAACCUUUUCAUUUCAGGACCCAAAAUACCAUUUCUUUGAGUCUGUUGGACCCAGCCCCCGCACACUCAGAAAAUGCU
Gadus chalcogrammus (walleye pollock) is the source of this 6971-nucleotide messenger RNA. It is a transcript of the gene adarb1b, whose product is annotated as adenosine deaminase RNA specific B1b. Gene Ontology annotation, cellular component: nucleolus; cytoplasm. Gene Ontology annotation, biological process: RNA processing; adenosine to inosine editing. The transcript has 14 exons. Lineage: Eukaryota; Metazoa; Chordata; Actinopteri; Gadiformes; Gadidae. Bases 3097 to 5214 code for a protein of 705 amino acids. Gene Ontology annotation, molecular function: tRNA-specific adenosine deaminase activity; double-stranded RNA adenosine deaminase activity; double-stranded RNA binding. The record is from RefSeq and is a predicted model, not a curated record.